Messenger RNA from Striga asiatica, 1231 nucleotides. NCBI's taxonomy places the organism in Eukaryota, Viridiplantae, Streptophyta, Magnoliopsida, Lamiales, Orobanchaceae. The record is from the annotation of a GenBank genome assembly.
AAAAUAGCUCAGCUCGGCAACAAGAUGAGUUUUAAACAAGUUGAUCAAAGUUUUAGCUUUAACGAGUUAAACUCCCGGUUGACUCAUUUCAUUCAACAAUUAUGAUUGCUAACCCAACCUUGAUAAUUUAGAUAAAAGCGUGUGACAAAGAAAGAAAACCCAAAAUUAAAAGAAAUCCGAAAUGUACCUGAAAAAGGCGCUCUGGAGCGACUCCUCACCGGAAGCCGAUACGCCGUCGCCGGUUUUUGAGCCGAUCAAAUCGCUCGACAGGCAGAGAUUGUAUCGCGAGUUGACCCUCGCGAUCCGGGCCGGGCUCCGCGAGGCCCGAGCCGAGUUCUCAUUCCUACGUAUUCGCGGGCUUCGUAGUCUUCUCAAGUUCCUCCAGUCCGUUGCCCAAUCGGAAGAUACGAUUGAUCUCUUUUGCCACUCUCAAUCAAUUCCCAAGCUCCAAGUUGUGCCUGUUCUGUUUCAACACUCCCUUAAAGAGGCAGAAGAACUGCUUGCGACUGAUCUGAACCACAUAUUUACCGUGGAACCUAUGAAGACAGCUAGUCCUGCCACUGAUGCUGAGGUGUCUCUUGCUCUACGAGUUCUUGAAGGGUGCUGUCUUCUUCAUCGGGAUAGCACAAACUUGGCUCGUCAGCACAAUGCAGUUACCGUGUUGAUGGAUAUUUUGGCAACCCGUGGAGUACUCGAGCAAGGUGCAUGCCUUGAUGCUUUAAUUGCAACUAUGCUGGAUUCAUGCUCCAAUCAAAUGGAUUUCGAGAUAUGCAAUGGCAUUGAAGAAGUUGCUCAUCUAAUUAGAGAUAAACAAACAGAGGAAAAUCUAAGGUUGAAAUGUGGUGAAUUUCUGUUACUUCUAUUUGGACAUGCAAAUGUAAGGGAAAAACCUUCAAUGAUGACAAUACACGAAGAUGUGAGGAGAUUGCUGGGUGAAAAAUCUGCUUCCUUAACAUGGGUAGCAACUCAACUGGGAUCAACCCUAAAUCACGAGCAAAGACUUACGACUUUGCAUUUUCAAGCCCGGAAGUUGCUUGAUUCGAUUGAUCUUUACUGAAGUCAUUAUAAAAUAGAGCUUUUGACACCACCAUUUAUGUAAGUUAUGAGCAUUUUGUUUUGGUUGUACUUAAGUUUACAAUAGUUGAACCUGUUUUUGAUCUCAUUUGUGCUGUAAAAUUAUUAUGAAACAGGGCUUUUGACAUCACCAUUUACAUAAAUUAUGAGCAUUUUU